UCCGGAAAAUAAGCAUCCAUUCUCUAGCUCUAGUACCAGUUGCUGCAAUUCCAAUGGAGGCGGAACACUGCAAAGGCAGCCCUCCUCGCCUCGCCUCUCGGAAAAAGUGCACAUAAGCUGCAGCGAAGUAUAAUUCGGAGACAUCACGCAGGUGUCUGUUUAUGUCGAGUUGAUGAUGAUAAUGAUGAUGUGUGUUGUGUAUAGGGAAAAUCCUACUACCUACUAAUACUAUCAGGGAAAGAAAAGUGGCGUCAGCGGUUCCGGUGCUGGAAAACCGAAAAGGAAAAAACCGCCUGUGGGUAUGCAACAGAGCGUUUGCCGUCCUCGCCGACAAGCGUGAUGACAACAACUGUUCUGGUGCCUUUUCACCUGCCGGCUGCUUGACAGGUGGUGCUGUAGAGCUCUCGAUUCGGAACGGUUUCCUUCCCCCUAGGCAGCGAUGAAUCAACUGUUGGUGGGGUUUGCUGCGGCUACUACUACGACUACUACAGCCAUACUACAUUGGCGAUCCUGCCAACAACAGGCGGAUUACGAGCAGUCGUGAAAGACAACCACCCUUAGUGUAGUUACGUGUCCUUUCCUCUUCCUUCGACCUAACCUCAAUCUAGGAAGAUUUUGAUAGGUGGGGGCGACCUAACAGCGAAACACACUCGCUGAAACCUCGUUUUAGCGAUAUAUAAUAGUGCGCGACUUGCCCCUGCUCCGUCUCAGGUGAUUUGCGUGUCUCACACCGAAAGUGAAGAAGGAAAAAUUGCCCCUGCUAAGUGUAUACAGUGGUGAGUGAGUUCUGGGGUGGUUUGUUGUGUUUUUUUCUACAAUUCUGGGCUGGUGAGUGGCACUAGGUUCUGGUUAAGUGAUUUAGGCGAGACUACCUACUCUACUUCGCGCAAAAGUGCCGGGUGUAACAACGAGAAAAAUAGUCCCUUGUCUUUUGGGCGCCCGAAAGUAUACUACCACCUCGUCGUCCGAGCAACAAGAGCAACAUGGCAGAUCCUUCGACCAGCGGAAGUGGCAAACGUUCUCGACUGAAUCUAGAGUCCAAAUGUUCCUCGCUGCGGAAACACCUGAGCAAAUCGGCCUCCGAACUGAGCUGUAACGACUGCGGCGGAUCAACGAACGGAGUAGACUCGCCACAAUCAUCGCCGCAGCGAGCCCGAAGUGCGGUGAACCCGAGUACGAACCUGCCCGGAGUGCUACAGCGAACGCACGGUUUUCUGAACACCCUUAGGAAUCGUUGGUCCCGAGGUCGAAGCAAAGAACGGUUACGAGGGUCCUGCGGUCAGGAUCUGGAACGGCGGGACAGCCAGAGUGACUACGCGGCAGACAAUAGUUCGGAGCACAGUAGUUCGGCGACACCUCAGACGCAGUCGCCACGGCAUCGAGCGCUCACCAUAGGCGAUUCACCGUUGGCCCGACCCACCGAACUGCGGAAUGCCUCGAUGAGCUCCGAGGGCGGAACGCUGUUGAAGUUGACCUCGGCAACGACGACGACCAGGGUCGAUGUCGAACCGGGAGGCAGCAGUAGUAUAGGGAGUGCGAUCAUCGCCGCGGGAGUAGCGAAGCUUGGGGAUGCUGCCAUCGGUGCCAGUGGUGGGGGUGGAAGUCCUUUGGCGGGGCCAAGUAUUGCCUUGCCGGUGGAUGACGUUCAGAGGCGGAGGGAGACACAGUUGAGGUCACACUCGUUUUUUCAGCUGCGGAUACAUCUCAUCAGUGGGCACAACCUGGUGGCCAUGGACAAAAGUGGAACCAGUGAUCCUUACGUUAAGUUUAAGGUGGGCGGUAGGCUGCUGUUCAAAUCCCGAACCGUUCACAAGGACCUAAAUCCGGUGUGGGACGAAACGUUUGUGGUCCCUGUGGAGGACCCAUUUCAGCCAAUCAAUAUCAAAGUGUUCGACUACGAUUGGGGCCUGCAGGAUGACUUUAUGGGCUCCGCCAAAUUACUUCUCAGCUCCCUGGAACUGAACCGGGCCGAAGAACUGAUGAUCAAACUGGAGGACGCACAACGGGCCGGCAAGGAUCUGGGCGAAAUCAAACUGAACGUGACGCUGUGGCCAAAGACGCAAGAAGACAAGGAACAAUACUUUCAGCGGAAUCCGAAGCUGGCCGAUGCCUCCCGAAGGCUGAAAUCGCAGAUCUGGAGCUCGGUCGUGACGAUAGUGCUGAUCGAGGCCAAGGGUCUACCUCCGGAUGCCGAGAAUGGUCUCAACGAUGUUUACGUGAGGUUUAGGUUAGGAAACGAGAAGUACAAAAGUAAAAACUCGUACCGAGCACGAUGGUUGGAGCAGUUCGAUCUGCACCUCUUCGACGAGGAUCAAAUGUUAGAACUGGUGGUCUGUGGGAAGUACAAUACCUAUGGCAAAUGCACAAUCGAUCUACGAAGUCUUCCAAGAGAGCGGACGCACGGAAUGUGGCAUCCACUAGAGGAAUGUACGGGUGAAGUGCACCUGAUGCUAACUAUAAGUGGAACGACGGCGUCCGAGACUAUCACGGAUCUGACCUCUUACCGGGAAGACCCAAAGGAAAAGGCGACGCUCAGGUCGCGAUAUGUGUGGCACCGAUCCAUGCAGAACAUGCGCGACGUCGGCCAUCUCACCGUGAAAGUGUUCGGAGCCACCGGUCUGGCGGCCGCAGAUAUCGGAGGCAAGUCAGACCCAUUCGUAGUGCUAGAGCUAAUCAACGCUAGAUUGCAAACCCAAACCGAGUAUAAAACGUUAACACCCAAUUGGAACAAAAUCUUCACUUUCAAUGUAAAGGAUAUGUCCUCGGUUCUGGAGAUAACCGUUUUCGACGAGGAUCGGGACCACAAGGUGGAGUUUCUGGGCCGGGUAUCGAUUCCGCUGCUCCGGAUACACAACGGCGAGAAGCGAUGGUACGCCCUGAAGGACAAGAAGCUGUACUCGAGGGCCAAGGGGACGCAACCGCAGAUCCUCUUGGAAAUGACUGUGGUCUGGAGCACCAUUCGGGCCGCUCUCCGGGUCCUGGAACCCAAAGAGGAGAAACUGGUCCAACAGGAAGCCAAAUUCAAGCGGCAGCUAUUCCUCCGCAACGUAACAAGACUGAAAGCCGUCAUCAUGUACUUCAUCGAUAUGGGACAAUUUGUUCAGAGUUGCUUCGAGUGGGAAUCACCGAUCCGGUCCUUCAUCGCUCUGGUACUGUGGAUAUGCGGCUGCAUAUGGUUUGAUAUCUCCACAAUUCCGGCAGCAGCGCUCCUCUAUCUGUUGAAAAAUUGGCUGAUACGAUGGCUUACCGGAUCGUCUUCUCCUUCGACUGCCGACGAGUAUGAUAUUGCCAGUGACGAUGAGGAUGAUGAUGAUAAGGACAAGGAAGAGAAGAAAACUAUCAAGGAAAGACUGCAAGCAAUCCAGGAGGUUUCCCAAACUGUACAGAACACGAUAGGCUUUCUAGCGUCGUUGGGUGAAAGUGUAAAAAAUACCUUCAACUUCUCGGUUCCGGAGCUGAGCUGGUUGACGGCUCUGUUACUACUGCUGGCCGCUUUGGUUCUCCAUUACGUUCCCAUGAGGGUAUUGCUAUUGCUCUGGGGUCUGGUUAAGUUUAGCCGAAGGCUGAUACGACCGCACAGUGUGCCCAAUAAUGAGGUGCUUGAUCUGCUUUCCCGGGUGCCAGACGAUGAGGAAAUUAUCAUGUGGCGAGAACUGCCCCUUCAUACGACCCCGGAACCUGCUCGAAGGGAUCCUCGGAAGAAGCACAAAACUUCGUAAUGCCACCAAACAACCCUAAGGCGGUACUUUAGGGACAACCUGCGGAAGGUUCUAAAUAUCAGCAAAAAGGACAACUAACAAAAACAAUCCUAGUCUAGUUCAUUCAUAUACUUACUUACUGAUAUACAUACUUACGUAAGGUUAUCGGUUUUGCUCUUCUCUCUUAGAUAUUUGAUAUAGUCGAAACGUUGUUACGGAAAGAAUCAACUUCCCUUCUUCCAUUUUUUCUCGUAAUAUUAAAACAGAAAAAAAAACCAAACACGCACUUAACGAAAACUUAUAUACUAGCGGUUAGGGUCGAGAAAAAACUAAAGCUUUUUAAGGAAGGAAUCAUUAUCGAACUCUUUACUUACAUAGUCUUUAUAAGUGGGGAAAGCGGAAAGUUAGAUGUUAUUUCUAAACCUAUCGGAUUGUUGGGCCUUUCUUUUUUGCUUGUUGUUUACCUCUUUGAAACAUCACAUAAAACAGAAAAUCGAUUCUAGCAAACACUUACCAAACUUAUAGAGGUCUACUUACAUUUAGAAAAAGUAUGUAACGAAAAGUGGGGAUACGUUUUCUCUUUUCUCAGCUAACGAUCUACAAAACAUUAAAACAAUCCUAGUCUCUCCAAACUUUUACAACUUCAAGCUUACGAAGCAAGAGCAAAAUCUAAUACUGCUCUUUAGGUUACUUUACUCUUAGACUAUUCAAAUAAGGGAACUGGUAGGAAAAAAGGGAAAAGACAUUAACAAGCAAACUUUUUGAGUUUCUUAUCUUGCCAAAAUCCAAGGGCAAUGAACCAUUUUGUAGCUAGGAGUACUUGUCAAUUUUUGUCCACGACAAAUUUCUUCGUCACAUUCAAAGUCACAUUACCCUCAUUGAAGCUUACUUGUUGUCGUUUAAAAGUGUGAAAUAUUUGCUAACGUUUUUAUUCAAGUGUUAAGUUUUUUUUAUCUUCCAAUUGGAAAAAAGAGCUUCAAACAUUGUUCUACUGCAAACAAAUUUUGUCUAGUUUUCCGUCGCACAUUUUAUGAAGCAAACACUAAACUAAACUGAAGUAACCGAAAUCGAAAGCAAGCCAGUGAUAUUGUACAAUGUAGAUAAGAACUGUUGAAAACAUAAAUGAGUAACUUCGCUUGAAAAAUUCUGUUGUCUUCUCUGAGCGAAUCUGAGAAAAGGAUCUAGUCCGCAAAGCUUCUAUCGCCUGGAAGGAAAAUCACAUUUUCCCCCGAAAUUCCGUCCAGAAGCACGCCAAACUAAAGAGAAAAAAAAAUAAAGAAAAAACGCCAUCUUCACAUCGCAUCAUCGCACUAAAAUGAAUGAUUCCUAUUAUGCGAAAACGAAUAAUUAGAGGAAGAAAAAAUAUUACGAAUUAUAGGAAAACUCAUUCGCUCACAAAUUUGUAAAUAGCUAAAAUACCAAAAGGAGGAACUCUCAUACGCAAACUAUCAGUAUUCAUUAUCGACACGCAUCGAAUCGUUCACAAUCAAAUUUACGAAUCACACACACACAAAUACAAACAUCUUUCUUGAGCAAAGGAAAAACUACACAUAAGAGCAAGCAACUGAAAAAAACGUUUCUAUUUUUUAUAUAUAUUCACAUCUUCUUGUUGUUAUCUAUAUUGAUUCCAAUUUAUUCCUCGUUCUUUCAUGUGAUCAGCAAUUAUCAAAUUAAGAGAAGAAAAACGAAACGGAAGGAGGAAACAAACUGAAAUGUGAUUCGAGCGCAAAACGUUUGGUGAAAAUGACGAAACCAACAAACGUAAGCCAAUCGAGCGACUCGACCCAGAUUGUAGGAUUGUAUUUUGAUUAGUCAUAUUAUUAAAAAUAUAUUUAAUAUUUUUCCCCAAUGUCAAAUUAAUUGAAAAGAAUAAAAAAAGACGACAAAACUAAACAAAUGGAAACACGCGCAUACAUAUUGUUAUGAUCGACGAGUAUUGCUAUUGGAUCCACCGUUUUAGAAAAACAAGACGAAAGAGAUUAAAAAAACAAGAAAAACAAAACUAUUUCAAUCAUAUGCACCAUUAGUUGGCCUUAAUCGAGACACGCAUUCCCAUACACCAAAUCCCUUGAAGAAAAAUUAUAUUUGAAGAAACAACCUUUGGAAAAAAUGUAGAUAAAUGCUUUUGCCCAAAUUAGAAUUGGAUGAAUUGAAGUCUUUUUUAUACAAAAUACAGACACAUUAAUUUUCGCGAUUCCGCUUAUCCAAUUGCUAUGUGACUGAUUUUAGAGCGUAGGUUAGGAAUUUCAGCAUCUCCAAAAAAAACAAAAAAUAACUUCUGUUUGUUGUUGAAUUCAUUAGGCAAAUAUUUUAUGCUUUGCAUCACGUUAGAACAACAGUAUUAGUGAGAAGUGAUUUGCUCCCAUUCGUUGAUGAAAUGAUGAAUGAAACAGAGUCAGAUCAGAAAUCGAAUGAAGGGAAAACGCAUUGUAUGAACUUUUGCCAGCUUCCGUAAGGAGUGUUGAUUGAAGAUAAAGGAUGAGGUCAACAGGGCAACCACACAUGCAGCAGAGUACACUUCAGAUUACUAUUACUUCUUCAACACGCACUUUUUGUUGAACUAUCGUUGUAGAAACCAACACGGAGCUCGGUGGCAAGUAUAAUAGCCAGUACGUAUUGACGGACAAUCAUAAGGUCACACAGGAUGGAUUUAUUUACCAAAUUCGUGGUCUCGUAGGUAGAAAUAUGAUGAAAGAAGGAAUUGUGAAAGCUUCUAGUGGGGGUUUUCACAAUUCGUUUGUUCGUUUCACAAAGCUUCUUCUGAUUGAAAUUUGUAGGACUGUUUGGCCUGUUAGAGAUCUUCCUACCUAAUGAAGCAGAAUAGGGUUAAGGUUGUUGACCCCAUAAUCGAGUCAAACACCAUUCAAGUUAAUGUCAGCCGUGUCAAUGAGGUUCGCCGUAGAGUCGCACAAGCUCGUUGCUCAUCCUUCGUCUGUGCGUCGUAGCGGACAGCCGGUCUAAUGAGCGUCAUUUACAGGUUACACUUCGUGCGAGGGCUAAGUCUUCUCGACCGCAGUUGCUUGUGGGAUCUACACUGAUGACUUCCACUGAUCAUUCGUCGCCGGAUCUCACGGCUGGUGUUAUUGUUGGCGGUCACCAGUGAGCCGAGAUAGACAAAAUCUUCGACUGUUAUUUCCAGCCUGUCACCGUCGAUCGUGACUUUGUUAUUACUGGACAAGCGGACUGUUGGUUUUGGAUAAGUAAGCCAGCAUAAACUCCGUCUUGGACGUAUCAUCAACCCAAUCCUUCUUGCUUCGCGUUUCAGUUUGCGACAGAUCUUCUCCACCGCUGCAGAUGAUCGCCGACUAUAUCAAUAUCAUCGGCAAAGCAGAUAAGUUGACUGGAUCUGUUGAAAAUCGUGCCCGCAUUUCUCCCACCGCUCGUCGAAUAACACCUUCUAGCGCCACGUUGAACAUCAUGCAGGAUAGACCAUCACCUUGUCGAAGCCCCCUGCGCGAUGCGAAUGAACUCGACAAUUCACCCGAGAUCCGCACACAGCACUGCGUUCCAUCCAUCGCCGCCUUGAUCAGUCUGGUCAGCUUCACGGAAAAGCUUUUCUCGUCCAUGGUUUUCCAUAGCUCGUCACAGUCUAUCGUGUCAUAUGCGGCUUUAAAGUCGAUGAAUAGAUGGUGCUGCGAAGGGAUUUAGUGUUCUCGGCAUUUUUGCGGUAUUUUCCGUAGUCUAAAGUGUUCUUCUUCAACACAUCUUCGGGUCCGUUGCAGCUUCGAGAUUGGUUACCAAAGUCCCAGAAAAAAAUUUCUUUAAAAUUUCAUUUUAUUUAUUUCCAAAUACAAAUGUACUUUAAAAUUUAAAAAAAAAUUACUUUAAAGUCACAAAUUACUUUUCAAUGGAAUAUUCAAUCAAACACAUAUUGUUCUUCGUCUUAUUUAUUGCUAUAGAAUCCGAUUUUGCACGAUCUUUAACCGUUUUUGCUAUUGUCUCCAGUGCCGUCUUCUUUGGGUGACGACUCCUUCUUCUUCCUUGUGUGCCCUUCCUUAUCUGUUUCGUUUGUCGAAUCUCCAAAAGAUCCCUUUGAGAGCUGCCUUUUUAUUUUUUUUUUAGGAUUUUCGACCUCCGUUAUCACCGUUUCGUCUUGCGAUUCACUAGAUGUCUGUUGGACCAUGUUGAGUGUCAACUGUGCUGGUUCCUUUUGUACCGUAGAUUUGAGUUACUGCACUCGGUUCUACAUUGUUAACUGCUGCAAAUUUUUUCCUCGGUUACUCUAUCCGACCUUUUUUUGUGUAUGAUGUUUUUGGUAGGGUUAUUUUUAUUUUGAAUGCACUCAACUUUUAAGUGACCUUCGGAUUUGUAGAGGAAGCACUUUUGCUUUAUGCCGCCAUAAUACAGGAGUCCUUUUCGAUUGAGGAGGAGGAGGAGAGAUGCUGGAAUUUCUUUUCUCAAAUUAAUGUAAACGCCUCGAACACCGGUGAAAAGAGCAAGUUAGAGAUCGGCUGGGAACUUCUCCCUCACAAGUCUUUCGCAUUACCGUACCUUGACAAAACUGAAAUAAUUUCUGUAUCGGAGACCUCUGGAGGUAAAUCGAAGACCCUCACAUAUUUUGAGAUGCCUCCAGCAAUACCCACCUUCAGCUGCACUGUUUCUCUCGUAGAAUACACCUGUGUUCCUCUGGAUCCGGCGACAGCGCGUCUUUAAAAGCUUCCUCCGAUUUAAACCGAGUGUUCUUCUGCUAUUUUAUAAGAUGACUCCAUAGAAGAUUUAUCGGCUUCCAAAUUUUUAACAAAACGGGCCACUUGGUCCAGCUGCUCCAUCAGGGAACAAAACGAGAACGUAUUUUUCACUGUUUCAACGUUUAUUGCGAAGCACGUGGUCGAUCAAAUUCAAGGUAAGGGUACUGGUAUGUUGUAUGUUGGUAAUCCACCAUGGGUGCACGGACGCACCGCAGUUUCUGCCGAAGUAUGUGCUCAUAUGCAUUCUUUAGAUUAUUGAGUUCGACAAAUCUCCAAUGCAGAUCGCCGCCAUACCCGGACCCCAUGGUUUCGUAUGAACUGUUAUGGAGUGAAUGUAGAUCGUGUGUUGAAGUAGGCAUAUUUUGGAAGAACGACUCGUUGACUCAAUCAGGUGGGGUAGUUUACUUACAAGUAUCGCGGCAUCCGUGGCCACCUGGCAACUGGUUGAACAUUCCUAUUAUACAGUCAGUUUAUUGAAUAAAAUACAUCUUACCAAUCGGCUGCUUAUAAGAAUCGAACCCAAAAGUUUAUCUUGCCAAUACCUGGAAUCCAACCCAGUACUCCUGGCAUACCAAUACAAGACUCGCGCCAGCCUGACCACAUCGGCGCUUUUUCAAAUUCAAGGUAAGGGUACUGGUACUCAAAAAAUCGAAGCAAAUUGCUGAAGACAGAUAGUCACUAGAGAUAAGUGUUUUCUCUAUAAAGUUUGAUCAUCAACUGCAAUUAGAGCAGCGUUGCAUUUGUGUCACUGACCCCCCAACAACAACCGUCAGUAGAACGUUGGCCGUUGUUGGUGAGAGACGAAUCGUCGCAAUCUGCAAUCCACCGUACGCCUUUUUAAGUUUCAUAGCUGCUGAUCCGUUUCGUAUGCCAGGUAUGAUGGAAAGUACUUUCUCGAGCUCCUAUAGAUGCGACCUGCGAUAGCGCUCGGACAGUUGUGCCUUCUUUGGCUUCCGCGAUAAUCACCCCUGGACAUCACCCGUUUAUGUUUGGGUUUUUGGGGGUGGUUUUGGCUUUAAGACAACCUUUAUUUUCGCAUUUUUCUUUUAAUUACGAAUUAUUCACCAGCCUCCAGCACUGCUUUCUCUGUCGGCAUUCUCGUAUUUCGAACCCCUCCUUUUUUGGAGGAAUCGUUUACGACGGGGGAGUCGCGAUCUCUUUACGCGGUUCUUCUCGGCUUGGACUCCUUCGAAGGUCCUUGAGAAGCAACCAAUUUUGCUUCCUCCAGCUCCUUAUCUGCACCAGCUCCGUUUUUUCCUUGACGGCACUCUGCAGAAGCACCAUCAACGGCACCCUGAUAUUGAUGUGCGUGUGCACGUUGUUGGUACUUCGCAUAAACUCCUGCAUCUUGUCGACCAUGUCGGUUUAUAACCUAUGGGUGAGUGAGCCAACCCAGCACCGCUGAGAACCCUCCUCAAACGCCUCAGGGCAGGCUUACUGAUAUUCGCUUCAGUUAUUUAAGAAUUUCAAAUCGUUGCCGACGCAACCACAAUAACGACGCUGUUAGCAUUUACUCGCGAACGAAUCAAAACAUGCAACAGAAGAACGCCGUCUUAUAACGUAUUUUUUUCAUCUGGAGGCAAACCAGAGGCAACCUAGGCAACCAGAGGCAAGAGGCAACCUGAGAAGAAAGUCAGUUUUGCGAGAAGUUCACCAAUACUCUCAACGUUGUUGUCAAAACGUUAAACAGCUGUUUUUGGCUGAAAGCAAAACGGUUGAAAUAAUGAACGGGAAAAUGAUUAUUGCUGCGAUUUUGAACCUCUUAGCCAAGCAAAAUCGUACUAUCUGCUGUCCAGUGCAAUCCGGACACGAAAAAAGGCAAUCAGGAUGUGAAGAACCGAGUGAAGAAAUCCAGAAGGGAGAACAAAAUGACACCACACACGCACACCUACGUAUGGAAUAAAAAAAAAAACGCCAUUAGUGAACCAUGAACAAUGAUUUUUUGUUCUGUUUGCGUUCCCUGUUGAUUUUCGUUAGCGAUCGUUAGCAAGUUGAUUCGGCGCGAGUUGAUGACGAAGCUGUUGAUUCAUGCCCAGUCUCAGACCCUCAAGGAAGCAUACUACUAGGUGGACAAUUCUCAUGAUAAAGACUAAGACCCAUAUUCGAUAAACAAUUUACACAACUUGAGAGGAAAAUAAGCCAAUUUUGACAUAGAUUUGGUUUUUGAGCACCUCUUGAGUUUCUAGAAUUAAAUCGUUUUUCUUCAUGAAGCAUUCGUGACGAAGCAUGAUCGUCAGCGAGUCUAGAAGACGUCGAAUGAUUUGACGUCGUCUAUGCGCAAGUUUUUCGUCAAGGGCGAAUGAUGAUUGUUUACUGGUUGUCGAUAGUAACUCAGAAAAUAGCUGAUCAGUAAUGAGCCUAAUGAGGGGAAGAAAAACAAACUACAUUUGAUGCUGAAAAGCGUCGUUUCUAAAGAAAACAGACUUUCUAUGUUAAGGAAUCAAAUCUUUGGAGACUUAGAUCGGGGGAAAAAAUCAUCCGAUCGAAAAUCAGCAACCUUGCCUCAGGGUCGGCAAUAUCCUCGAGAUAGCUCGCGAAAGGAAACACUGACUCUUGAAGAGACGAACUUCCACACUUUAUUGGCAAUAGGACGAAAAAAUACUGUGUCCACCCCCACUUUCGAACAGAUUAUUAUGACGGGCUUUGCAACUCCUACCUCGUUACUGCUGGCCUUACGGACUCCAAGGAUGACGCUUCUUGAUGAGCGACUGGCUGUUUGGUUCUUGAAGGCCAGCUUCUUUGGUGGACUUCAGCACUGCUCUGACUUCCGGUUCCUUCUGCCGGCGUCCAAGCGGUUGAACGGAUCGUUGUCUUCGGCCGCUUGAGGACACUAAGCUUCGGCUAGCAGCCAUGACGGUGCCUUUCGAUAAUAACCGGCCUCAAACUGCACGUGCUCCUCGUCCUCCGAUCAGCAAACUUCAUGCGAAACGAAAAAGAAGUCCUAAGGGCAUUAGGGAAUCUUCCAACGGUACGGGUUCCGGGAGCGGCAGCCACUUCUCACCUGGUCGUAUGAUGAAACUUUUAACGCGGGUUUUAUCCGACUCUGCGGUGCACUAGGUAUCACAGUCAAAAGUCAUGUGUACUGUCUCAACGUUUCUUGUGAAGUUAUCGCUCUAAGUAAAAGCCAUUGCCCCCGGAACCGGACUACGGCCCCAUUCUGGGCUUACGCCCCUUUGCGCCACUUGUGAAGCCCGCCUAUGGCUGCCUAUUCGCCUGUUCAGAUCAGCGCCAUGGUGCUCGUUCGUCGCGCAAUUUCAUGCUCGUUGUGCCGAUGAUGUAUGAUACAGUCCGUCUCCUCUCCACGCAAGCAAUUCCUUCGCACAUUUGAACGACUAACACGAUGGUUCCUAAUGAUCAUGGCCUUCUAACACACGCACUGGUCACAGGCUGCCUCCAAAAGGCCACAUUUUUUUAAGCCCCUUGGUCCAUCUCUUCCUAUGACUGGGACCUGCUUCUCUUGCUGGGAGCUACUGAAGUUUUCAGUGUAUCCAACUGUGGCAGUGGGGUGCGUCCUGGUACCCCACAGGCUACCGUUUGCGACUGACACAUUUGGGUCGUUUUAUCCAAUAAGUUCCGUUAGAACAGUCCGAGUUCGUUGCAUAUUUCUUCAUCCAUAGAGGGUUCCAUCAGUUUCGUUCGCAUAGUCCAUUUCCGUUGCAUGUGUUCGAUUGCAUAAUCCAUUUCCGUUCCAUGCAUAGUAAAUUUUUUUGUGUUGGAAACCGGCCAAAUUUGGCUGGUUUUUGUCCCGCUGGUUUUCAGCAAACUCAUCUGAUUUGCUGGAAAUCAAUUUUUUUUUUCAAAAACUAACAAAAUCAAUUUCAAAAUAAUAAGGAAAUUUGUAAGGUCCAAAAUAGAUUUCAACAAUAAAUUCAAUAUUAAACCCUCACAGUUGUCAUAAAUAGUAGUUUAUUUAAAUUUUUAUAAUAAAAUAAAUUAAUAUCCACCACACUGGGUUGACCGCUUCCUGACAAGUUUUGGUUCAUCUUGCUCCAUCGGAAAUUUAAAAAAAAUCUUAGUUUCUUUGACGAAAUACUUAAGGUCUUCAAAAAAUUUACCUUGAGUCUAAAUUGCUUCUUUGCUAAAAUAUAAAAAAAAGAUAUCAUCACCGUUGCGAACGACAAGCUAACAUACACUUUUUUAACGCGAAACGUGAAAUAAAUUUCUAAAACAAUAAAAAAUUCGAGUCUGACAGAUCAUUUGCUGGUUUCUCAGCAAUACCGAUCAAGUGCUGGAAAAUUGACUCUACCUCAGAGAAGUAUCCGAGUAGUGAGGAAAAAUAGAACUUCUUUACAGUUGACAUCAUAAGCGAAUGAGUCCAACACUGUCGGAGAAUAUACUCGCGAAAGGAUAACUUCGGCGAUAGAAAAUUUGCCCAAGUCGAUAUGGGAUAAAUUCUUCGCAGGAAAUCGUCCGAGUGGUAUUUUGAUAGAUCAGAGCCGUUUAAAGGUUAUGUACACCCCGUAAAAUUCCUUUCUCAACUUAACGAAGUAAUUUCAAUCAUGAACGAUCGAUUGCUUCAAUACUUUUUUCUGAAUCCAUCAAAUCAAAAAACAACGUUUUCAGAAAAGGGCUUGUGAUAUAGCUCAGUUGGCAAGUCUGUUGUCUCCUGAGCCGAUGUCCGUGAGUUCGAGCCCAAGAGUAAACAUCGAACACGGUUGUACCGGAUAGUUUUUCAAUAACGAUCCGCCAACUGUAACGUUAAUAAAGUCGCGAAUGCCAUAAAGAUGGUAAAACGACUAUAAUCGAAACAAAAAAAAAGUUUUCAGAAAAGAUGAAAAAAAAAGAAGAUGAACAGCUUAAAAAAAAUUACUCAGUUUUCUGGAAUUAAUUUAAAAAUUAUUGUUUUUUCGCCCUUUAAAUCGGGAGUCUAAAUCCAGAUUUUUAAUUUAAAAACUUUUGUUUUUAAAUCUAUUGAUAAAUCCUGAUUCUGUAAGUUAGUAAUUCCAGUUCUCAAUCCAACGUUCUGAUAUUGAAUUCUUAUUAUUCUUAUCAAGUUACAAGAUUCUGAAAAUUGUUUGAGAAAUCAAAUACUGAUAUUAGAUUAUUUUCAUAUACCAUCCCGAUGAAUACAUAACAUUUUAAACGUGCAAGACAACUGGAAAUGAGUUCGGUAUAUUGCCUUCAAGUAACCAUUAUGUCUGCAUAGAAGUUAGUUUCUGGUAUCUUCAAAUAAAAAUUGUUAAUACGGAAGAGUCAAUAAACUUAUCAAAAAUGAAAACUCAGAUUAGAUUUUUCAAAUGCAUAAUGGAAUUCGCAAUGUAUUGAUUACCUCUAUUAGACACAACUGUAAGAGUUACAGAUUUUAAAACCUCAAAACAGAUUUAAUUUAGAACCACACUUCAGUAUCUGAAAUCAAAAUCAUGAGCUCAAAUCAAGUUUUGAUACCGUAUCCCGGGGUAAUAUUGACCACUUUUUUCAAUAUAGUUCGAUUAUUUUUUUUUUUUUUUUUGUUAAGGGGAAUGUUGGCAUGUUGAAUAUUUUUAAAACCAGUGCUGGACUUCUAUGAACGUAAACCAUGGGAGCAGAAAUUUAUAAGACCUCUUUAAAUCUGAUUUGAAAAUCGAUUUCGUCUCUGUUCAGAAUUUGAUGCUUUGGGGUGACAUUGAUCAGUCUCUAUUCUGACGGUUUUAACGAGUUUUCUUAAUCAUAAAGGGAAAAAAAACACCUUCAUAAUAUUUAAAAAUGCUAGUUUAUCAAUUUAACCAUGAUUUUUAUCGUUUUAUUUUAAAAAUAUUCAUAAUCGAAAAAAACAUGAUGCUGCAUACAUUUAGGGGCAAAAAUAAUCAUAAUUGCUAAAUAGUUUGAGCUUCAAAAUACAAAUUAAAUUUUAUCUUCACACAUUCCUCCAGGCCCUCCCACUAAUUCCAUUUUCAUUUUUUCUUCAAAAUUAACGAUCUGAUAUCCAUGUGUCAAAUACGGGCUUACUCUUGAAAAAUUAUCUUAUUUUUUAAAUUUCAAAAACUGAUCAUAAAAUGACUAUAAAAAUAGCACUGUAACUGUUCAAAGAAAAAUAGUUGUUCUUUCACAUUAAACAACCCGUUUGCUUCUAAAUGCUUUUUGGUAUCAUCAGGAGAGCUGUUUGUUUGCGAGCCUUGGAAAAAUAGAUAUUUAAAGAUUUUGAAAUUAGAUUUUUUACUAACAGAAAAAAAAUCAAAUACAAACCAAAUUUUGCCUAUUUGAUACACAUUUAAUAGGCUUUCAAACGUAGAAAACAGUUUUCGAAAAUUCAAACUAUAGACUGAGUUAUUGAUGAUAAUGUGGAAAAGUGUUUUGUUGGUCAAAUUUACCCCGGUAAUCAAAGUUACCCCGUUUUACGGUAGACAAAAUACAUUAAAAUUCUAAUUCUCAAUUGAGAAUCCAAGUUAUAAUCAGAUCCAUAGCAAGAAUUGUCAAAUUUUUAAUUCCUUAUCCAAAUAUUAUUUCGACUUUAUAUCUUCAAAACACAAAAAAAAAAAUAUUUCUAUAAAAUGUUUGAAAAGUUCAAAAACAUUAAGCGGAUAAUAUGAUUUUCAUCAAAUAAUUAAAAAAACAGAAAAUUUUCUCAAAUUUUUCAUCUAAAUGUAACAAAAGUUACAUUUGAAAACAUAAAUUCAAAAUGGAGAUUUUCCAAACACAGAAUCAGUUAUCAUUGAAAAAUAGUACAGGAAUCUAAAUGAAAAAAUGUCGAGCUCUCGAAAGUCAGAAAAAUCAUGAAACUGAACUUCAGUUACUGAAGAAACAACACAAGACGAAAAAUCUGAAUGAAUUGAAUCUGGAUGAUGAAGAUGAGAUGAAAAACAUAGAACAUUUCAUGUUCAGAGAAUCACUCAAUGAAAAUUGCAAUCCAACUAUGAUACCGUUUUUAUGAUUAAAAUAAUUUGAAAAUGGUUUAUUGGAGAAUGAUAUGCUGAACUAAGAUAUUUACUUCAGUAGAGGGUUAUUCAAAAACAGAAGUGCCUUCGGUUAAAUCAGUUGAAAUUUUUUUAUUCUAAUUCAAAUUCUAAGACUGAAAUUGGAAUGGAAAUUAUUCAUUAGAAGAACUCAGUAUUGCCGAUUGGUCCAAUUUAAACAGCUAUCAUUUUAUUAGAUUUUUGAUUUUUUUUUCGAGAAAAGGAAAGGAGAAAGGAAAGCUUCAAUAAUGUUGAUUGAAAAGCUAAUAAUAAUUUUUGCAUUCCAGAAUGCUCGGUUUGUUAAUUUUAUUCUCAGCAAAGCUUAAGAAUCCCGAAAAUUACAAUUGAUUUUCACUGAUUUUCUUCAUUUUCUUAAUAUUUUUUUUAGUUUCGAUAAUACUCGGCAUUAACCUGGACAUUGGCCGGAUUAUAUUCUGAAAUGUUUUUUAACCCUCAACUGCAUAUACUAUGAAUCCGUUGAAAAAAAAAAUGUUAACGGAAAUAACUUUAUUGACCUCUAACUAAGCAAUUUUUGCCAAAAAAAGAAAAUUGUUUUUUCAAUAGUUCUAGAUGUUCAAAAAUAACAUGAGAAAUGAGAUAAUUUUUAUAGGUUUGUCCUCGUUGGUUUUUUCACAGUUUUUAAACAUAAUUCAGAUCAUUAAAGAACUCAAACAAUUUCAAUCCAUCAAAAAUUUAAUUAGCUAUUAUAACAUAUUUAAAAAUAAUUUAUCAAAAUUUGGUUUUCUUUAUACUAUUGGAAAUUACUUUGAUUUAGAAAAAUCCUUUUCAGCAGCCGUAAAAGCCGUUACAUCUUCUUCAGAGAUUUUGUGUUGAAAAGUAUGGAAAAAAGCCCAAAAUUUGAAUUAAAAAUUGUUUUAAAUACCUACUAAAAAAAUUAUUCAUAUUCACUUAUAUAAUCCUUUUUUUCAUAUGGAUGAUUAUUACGCAAAAUUUAGGCAUUGUUAUCAAUCGAUCUCCGACUUUCGCUUUCCGAAGCGGAAUCUCGAGAUACCUUGCAUUGUUUCCAAACUUGUUCCUAAUCCUCCUGUCUUUGAAACAGGAAUCCGCAUGCCAUUUCACCAAUGAGCGAAUCACUUCUCACUGAAUCAAUGAAUUAUCACUUCCAUCAGUUAAUAACAAAAACGAGCCAAAGUCUGUAGUCAAAGUGAUCCGAUCAAAUAGCAAAGAAAAAAACCACUCACAUCAUACACGCUGAUAUGCUUAUGAUCGAAGCAUAACAGGAAGUUGAAACCAAACCAGUAGAUAGGAUAUGACAAAACCUGUAGAAAACCUGGUAGAAAGUGAUAAGCAACUACGAAAAUCAUCAACGACCUGUCCUUGGUAAUUCAAAAAGAAAAACUAGUUCAUCUCGAGAAAAAAAAACUCAAUCCAACGAUCGAAACUGUUGACCGAAAUCCAUCAACCCCAUUGGCAAACAUCAAAACGCAACAAGUACCAUCACGAAUCAGGUCAAAAGGUUCGAACUUGGUUGGAUUCGAUCGUUUAUUUUCCGCUUUGAAAAAUCAAAUCUCAAUUGCAAUUCCACCAAAGCCAAUUCCAAACACAGGGCUGUAAUAAAUGCUUUUCCAUUCAAGUCGAGAAAAAUCAUAUUAAAAUAAACUAAGGAAAAAAACAAACCUUGACCAAAACAGACGAAUAAUCAAAACUACGAGUAAGCAAAAACCAAAAUCGAACAUCUUAGAACAAUUCGUCGUUUGUUAUGAUGAGGGAGGGUAGAAAAAGAAAUAAAUAAAUCAAUCCUAAAGUAACAAAAAGCCACUGUUUGUGCCCCCAAACUAACUAUUUCUAUCCCAGGGCACAGAAAGUUAAACACCAGCCGUUAAAAGAGUAGAUAACAUCUAGGAGUAUUGUUGUAGUUCGAGUCGAUUCAGUUUUUUUUUUAUUUCGAAACAGCCAUCGGGAAGAAGUAUGAGCCAUAAAAAAACCCAAAAAGAGACUGUGUUAAUUUGAAACGAAAGUUUGAAAAAAAAAACAAAAACGUUUUCGAAAAUCCACCUAAUUAUACUUAUACACUCUAUUAUGUACGAACGUUUUUCGUUGUCAAGAAUAUCUACAUUCAGCUCCUAGAAUCAACUGACUAGUUAGAAUAGACAGAGAAAACAAAACGAAAAACAUUAAAAGGUGAUUCAUUUUGAAGCUUCAUUAUUUACGAUUUCAUUCCUUGUGAUUUUUUAUAGAAAAGUAAAGAUUCAAGUUCACCAUUUUCCAGUUUUUUCUACAUUUUACACACCAUUUUCAUAUUACACAAUUGACAAACACAUUAUUCAACUCAUUAAAGAAGAGGAAAAAACGAAAGAGUAAGAAAAUCAAGCAGAAAAGCAAAACGAGAAGGAUAUUUUGGACGGGAGUCGAGUGUUUUUCGCAUUGUCAAAGUUACUAUUUCAAAACAGAAAUGAAAUCAAGAUCAGAUGAAGAGAUCGAAACAAAUCACAUUACAAUCGUGUGAUUGAUACACAUUUUUUUUAUUGACCUGGAGAAAGGAGUUUUCGAAUCCAAACACGUCUGUGAAAUAAAAGAAUUGAAAAUUAUCGAAA
Molecule: messenger RNA, 17810 nt
Organism: Uranotaenia lowii
Lineage: Eukaryota; Metazoa; Arthropoda; Insecta; Diptera; Culicidae
Gene: Mctp
Product: multiple C2 and transmembrane domain-containing protein
Exons: 15
Coding region: 984-3719 (911 amino acids)
Biological process (GO): regulation of neurotransmitter secretion
Cellular component (GO): synaptic vesicle membrane
Molecular function (GO): calcium ion binding
Source: RefSeq, a predicted model, not a curated record